This is a messenger RNA of Heterostelium album PN500, 186 nucleotides long. RefSeq lists its product as uncharacterized. The record is from RefSeq and is a predicted model, not a curated record. The coding region runs from base 1 to 186 and encodes 61 amino acids. The transcript is spliced from 3 exons. NCBI's taxonomy places the organism in Eukaryota, Evosea, Eumycetozoa, Acytosteliales, Acytosteliaceae.
AUGUUAAUCAAUAACUUAAAGAAUAUCACAUUUUCAUCUGGAAAUCAAUUGAACUUUACAAUGAUUUCCAAAGAUUCAACUAUUUCAAUGAACAAUUCAAAUAUUAAAGAUUCAUUGAAUCAAAUCAGUGGAACAAAAGUUGUAAAACCUUUCUGGGCUGUUUGUGAUAUUUAUAGUAAAAUUUAA